CUGAGAGGAGGAGGAGGAGGAGGAAGGAGAGGUCUGCUGCUGCUGCUGUGUCGGACAAACGAGCAACAAGCUUGUCAGAGUGAAACUGAGAAUUAGAAAACUAAAACCUAAACUACGACUGGUUGGAUUAAAGCUAACAGUGAACCAACAGUUAACAGUUGAGCAGCUAAAGGAGCAGGCGGGCGGCUCAGAGACACAGUGAAGGUAUCAUGGCUGCCUUGUUUACCGAGCUACCCUCCUAGACUCCCCCCGAUAUAUAGAUACACAUACCUGCACGCCCCUUUGAGUCAUACAAACACACACAUUUGUAGCUCUCGGUGUGUGUGAGGGAUGACAACCUCUCACCUGAACGGCCAUGUCGCUGGAGAGGGAGGAGGAGGAGGAGGAGAUGAAGAUCUGAGGGGAGGACAACAGCAUCGGGAGAUGGCCGUGGACUGUCCGGGAGAGCUGGGGAGCCGGACGCUGCCCGUCCGACGAUCUGCACAGUUGGAGAGGAUACGACAGCAUCAGGAGGACCUUCGUCGUCGUAGAGAGGAGGAGGGGCGGCAGAUGGACCUGAACGCCUCGCUCAGACUCAAGAAACUCUCCCAGAAUCCCCACAUCGGCAUCGACAACCCCACAUUCCUGCAGGACACAUACACACCGCAGCAGCCGCCGCUAGGCAGCCAGCACACACAAGCACUGUUGGAGUUGGAGGAGUUGCUGCUGUCACUGAAGCAGGUCCGGGGCUGUCUGUCCGACCAGCAGAGUCAGAAUGACAUAGAGCUGGUUCUUGCACUACUAAACAAGUCUGACUUCCAGUCAGCGCUGAAGAUCCAUAAUGCGGUGGCCAACAGCAUGCACCGACCCUCUCCUCCAUACCCACACACACACCAGGCGCUGCAGAUGGCAAUGGAGGUCCGGAAUGUCAUCCAGUCAAGUCAGAACAAAGAGGGACUCGAACUCCACAGCCUGCUGUCAGACACACACAUCCAGUCGUUGCUUCUGGCACAUGACAGCAUAGCAGAGACAGAAAUGCAGCCUGAACCACUGCCCUCCCAGGGAGAGACGCUGACCCAGUGGGGAGGAGAGACUGUGAAGAUUGUUCGCAUAGAGAAGGCCCAAGACAUACCACUGGGAGCGACUGUUCGUAAUGAAAUGGACAGUGUUGUGAUCAGUCGUAUCGUUCGAGGCGGAGCAGCUGAACGCAGCGGACUUUUAUCAGAAGGAGAUGAAAUAUUGGAGAUAAAUGGCAUAGAGAUCAGAGGGAAAGAUGUCAACCAAGUCUUUGAUAUUCUUGCGGACAUGCACGGCCUCCUGACCUUUGUUCUCAUUCCCAGCACUCAGAGCAAACCUCCUCCUGUCAAAGAGUCAGUGGUACAUGUGAAGGCACAUUUUGACUAUGACCCAUCAGAUGACCCCUACGUGCCGUGCAGAGAGCUGGGCUUGUCCUUCCAGAAAGGAGAUAUUCUCCACAUCAUCAGUCAGUCAGACCCCAACUGGUGGCAGGCUUACAGGGAUGGAGACGAGGAUAACCAGCCUCUUGCUGGACUGGUACCAGGGAAGAGUUUCCAGCAGCAGAGAGAAGCCAUGAAACAGACCAUAGAAGAAGACAAAGAGCCUGAGAAGUCUGGGAAGCUGUGGUGUGCAAAGAAGAACAAGAGGAAGAGAAAGAAGCUGUUGUACAACGCUCACAGGAAUGAUGAUAUCGAUAACGAGGAGAUUCUCACCUAUGAGGAGAUGGCUCUGUACCACCAGCCGGCCAAUAGGAAGCGGCCGAUUGCACUGAUCGGUCCAACCAGCUGCGGGCAGGCGGAGCUCAGGCAGAGACUGCUCAACAACCAGCCGGAACGGUUUGCUGGAGCUGUGCCUCACACCACACGGAGCCGUAGAGAAGGCGAGCUGAGUGGUCGAGACUACCACUUCGUGUCUCGUCAGACGUUUGAGACAGAGCUGGCAGCAGGGAAGCUGAUAGAGUCUGGCGAGUUUGAGAAGAAUCUGUAUGGGACCAGCACAGACUCUGUGAGACAGGUCAUCAACACUGGCAAAAUCUGUGUGCUCUGUCUACACACACAGGCUCUAAAGGUGCUCAGGAGUUCAGACCUGAAACCUUACAUCAUCUUCAUAGCUCCACCCUCCCAGGAAAGACUCAGAGCCCUGUUGGCUAAAGACAACAAGAACCCCAAGCCUGAGGAGCUGCGUGACAUCAUCGAGAAAGCUCGGGAGAUGGAGCAGAGCUGCGGUCACCUGUUUGACGCCAUCAUCGUCAACACAGACCAGGACAAAGCCUACACAGAGCUGCUACGACUCAUCAACAAACUGGACACUGAACCCCAGUGGGUGCCCUGCUCCUGGCUGCGCUGAACACACACACACACACACACACCAUUCAUAGAGUAGACAUACAGAACCCACACUUUUGUGUUUUUACUCAGUGCUGCUGUGGUGAGAGUUGCAACAGAGUAUUAAAGCUACUGUUAGAAAAAACUAAGCCAAGUUUUAGGAGAAAACAUCGCAAUAUUACAAGAUAAGGGAUAUAUAUAUUUUAUGAGAGGUUUAAAUAUGAUAAGAUUAACUGAUAAUAAUAAUUAUAAUAAAAUGUAAUUUGUAAUUUUAUGAGCAAAGGUAAUUUUAUGAGGAAAGUCAUAAUAUAUCAAUUUAAAUUUAAUGUAUACAUUUUUGACUAUGAGAAAAUGUCAUAAUAUAAGAAGGAUAAAACUGAAGUCACAUGAUAAGAUGUAAUUUUACUUGAAAAAAGUUAAAAUAUUAAGAGAUCAAGUUGAAAUUUUAAUUAAAAUUUAAAAUUUUGAGUAUGAAGUUAUAAUUUCACUAAUUAUGAGAAUAAGGUUAUUUUUAGAAUAAAAUGUCACAUACUGUGGUUAGAUUAGAUGAAGUUUUACCUUUACACCUGCUGCUCCAGAUGUGAUCUGUCCAUCACAUUCUGAUCACAAUGCAUUCUUAAUGCAUUUAUUAUAAUUUAUUACGCUUUAUCUUGUGAUAUUCUGACCUUUUCUCAGAAAACUACGACUUUAUUUUUCUAAUUUCAUGACUUGUGAUACUGUGACUUGUUUGCUAGUAAAACUGCAACUUCAUUCUACAACUGGAAUCUUAAGGUAUGACAUUGUAUUCUUAAAAUAACCUUUUUCUUGUAAUACUUCAUCUUAAAAUAUUAUAGCUUUUUACUCUUACAAUUACAACUCUAUCCUUGUAAUUUUAUGACUUGAUUCUAUGACUUAAAUUAUAACAUUUUAUUCUCAAAAUAACUUUGUGGUCAUACUGGGACUUCAUUCUCAAAAUCUUUCCUAAAAUUACAAGUUAAUCUUAUAAUAUUGAAAGUUUUCACUCAUAUAACUACAACUUUAUUUCUGUAAUAUUUUCUUGUAAAAUUACAACUUUAUCAUUGAAAUAUUAUGACGAUUGUGUCAAAAUUAUUACUAUUUUUCACAACACUGUAACCUUUUCAGUUUAUCAACUUUUUUUCAGUAAAUCUCAGAAAUCAGUUUUUCCUAACAGUGGCUUUAAUAGUUGGUGGUAAUGAUAAAUAGAUAAAAUAGAAACAUAUAGAUUGACUGUCAUGAAAGGGAGGAAGUCCUCAACAAACACUAAAGUGAUUGUGGAUUGUGCCUAACUGAUCCAUGAUGCUCCUUCAGCAAAGACAUUUAUCUGAUUUCUGUCAUCAUCACAGUUCCUGAUGAGACCAAAACAUGGACCUGGAAUACUGAGAUUUUUUUUGUUUUUAUGUUGUCUUUUAUGAUGCAUCCUUUGACUAAAUCCUGUGAUCAUUUCAACCAUUACCAUUAAAAAUCUAUUUAAAUUA
Messenger RNA from Thunnus maccoyii (southern bluefin tuna), 3796 nucleotides. It is a transcript of the gene pals1a, whose product is annotated as protein associated with LIN7 1, MAGUK family member a. The coding region runs from base 331 to 2343 and encodes 670 amino acids. NCBI's taxonomy places the organism in Eukaryota, Metazoa, Chordata, Actinopteri, Scombriformes, Scombridae. The transcript has 17 exons. Gene Ontology annotation, cellular component: adherens junction; plasma membrane. Gene Ontology annotation, molecular function: protein binding. Gene Ontology annotation, biological process: morphogenesis of an epithelial sheet; generation of neurons; establishment or maintenance of epithelial cell apical/basal polarity. The record is from RefSeq and is a predicted model, not a curated record.